Messenger RNA from Brassica rapa (field mustard), 798 nucleotides. It is a transcript of the gene EXPB3, whose product is annotated as expansin-B3-like. The record is from RefSeq and is marked provisional. Gene Ontology annotation, cellular component: extracellular region; plasmodesma. Lineage: Eukaryota; Viridiplantae; Streptophyta; Magnoliopsida; Brassicales; Brassicaceae. Gene Ontology annotation, biological process: sexual reproduction.
AUGCAGCUCCCUCCGGCCAUCAUCUUAGCCACACUCUGCAUUGUCCUGCAGCUGCUGAAUAUCUCCUCCGCCUCGGUGAUACCCAAUCGCCACGUGUCUAACGCUCAUUGGCUUCCCGCCGUGGCCACUUGGUACGGAAGCGCCAAUGGUGACGGAAGCGAUGGAGGAGCGUGUGGGUACGGUACGUUGGUGGACGUGAAGCCGUUCCAUGCGAGAGUUGGAGCCGUGAAUCCUAUUCUCUUCAAAAACGGUGAAGGCUGUGGAGCUUGUUACAAGGUUCGGUGCUUGGACAGGAGUAUCUGUUCCCGGAGAGCCGUCACUGUCAUCGUCACUGACGAGUGCCCCGGCUGCUCCAAAACCAACACUCACUUUGAUCUCAGUGGUGCAGCCUUUGGUCGAUUGGCUAUCACCGGAGAGUCUGGUCCCCUCCGCAACCGUGGUCUCAUCCCCGUCAUUUACCGGAGGACGGCAUGCAAAUAUAGACGGAAGAACAUAGCGUUCCAUGUGAACGAAGGAUCAACUGAUUUCUGGUUGUCUCUACUGGUCGAGUUCGAAGAAGGAGAAGGCGACAUUGGCUCCAUGCAUAUUCGCCAAGCAGGAGCGAGGGAAUGGUUAGAGAUGAAGCAUGUAUGGGGAGCCAACUGGUGCAUUAUCGGAGGGCCACUCAAAGGACCAUUCUCCGUCAAGAUCACCACUUUGUCCGCCGGUAGAACAUUGUCGGCCACUGACGUCGUUCCCAGAAACUGGGUUCCUAAAGCAACUUACACUUCUCGCCUUAACUUCUCCCCCGUCCUCUGA